AUGCUCUCUUCCCGUCUCUCCCGCGCGCUCCCGCGCACUCCUUAUAUUGCCCGCGCUUCUGCCAUCAGAACUCCCGGUGCCUCGUUCCGGAGAUGGAACUCGACAGAAGGUGAAGAGAAGGUCAAGGGCCAAGUCAUCGGUAUUGACUUGGGUACAACCAACUCUGCUGUCGCUGUGAUGGAGGGAAAGACCCCAAAGAUCAUUGAGAACUCAGAAGGUGCUCGCACAACUCCCUCUGUUGUUGCCUUCGCGCAGGAUGGCGAACGGUUAGUCGGUAUCGCCGCUAAGCGUCAAGCUGUUGUGAACCCCGAGAACACCCUAUUUGCCACAAAGCGUCUCAUCGGACGUAAGUUCACCGAUGGUGAAGUGCAGCGCGAUAUUAAGGAGGUUCCUUACAAAAUUGUUCAACACACCAACGGCGAUGCCUGGGUUGAAGCUCGUGGUCAGAAGUACUCUCCUUCUCAGAUUGGUGGUUUCGUCCUCCAGAAGAUGAAGGAGACCGCCGAAGCUUACCUUAGCAAGCCUAUCAAGAACGGUGUCGUCACUGUUCCUGCCUACUUCAACGACUCUCAGCGCCAGGCCACCAAGGAUGCUGGUCAGAUUGCUGGCCUGAACGUUCUGCGUGUUGUCAACGAGCCCACUGCUGCUGCCCUUGCCUACGGAUUGGAGAAGGAGAGUGACCGCGUCAUUGCUGUCUACGAUCUCGGUGGUGGUACUUUCGAUAUCUCUGUUCUUGAAAUCCAGAAGGGUGUGUUCGAGGUCAAGUCUACCAACGGUGACACCCACUUGGGUGGUGAGGACUUUGAUAUCUCUCUUGUCCGUCACAUUGUUCAACAGUUCAAGAAGGAGUCUGGCCUCGACCUCUCCGGUGACCGCAUGGCCAUUCAGCGUAUCCGUGAGGCUGCCGAGAAGGCCAAGAUUGAGUUGUCUUCUUCCCUCCAGACUGAAAUCAACCUUCCUUUCAUCACUGCCGAUGCCUCUGGUGCUAAGCAUAUCAACUUGAAGAUGACUCGUUCUCAGCUUGAGGGUCUUGUUGAUCCUUUGAUCAACCGCACAUACGAGCCUGUGAAGAAGGCCUUGAAGGAUGCCAACUUGCAGGCCAAGGAUAUCAACGAUGUCAUUCUUGUUGGUGGUAUGACCCGUAUGCCCAAGGUCUCAGAGUCUGUCAAGAGCGUCUUCGGUCGUGACCCUGCCAAGUCGGUCAACCCCGAUGAGGCCGUCGCUAUCGGUGCUGCCAUCCAGGGUGCCGUCCUUGCUGGUGAAGUCACUGACGUUCUCCUGCUCGAUGUCACACCUCUCUCCCUUGGUAUCGAGACCCUUGGCGGUGUCUUCACUCGCUUGAUCAACCGCAACACCACCAUCCCCACCAAGAAGUCCCAGACCUUCUCCACUGCUGCUGACUUCCAGACUGCCGUCGAAAUUAAGGUCUACCAGGGUGAGCGUGAGCUCGUGCGCGACAACAAGCUGCUCGGAAACUUCCAACUUGUUGGCAUUCCUCCUGCUCACCGUGGUGUUCCUCAAGUCGAGGUUACUUUCGAUAUCGAUGCUGACUCGAUUGUCCACGUCCACGCCAAGGACAAGUCUACCAACAAGGACCAGUCCAUCACCAUUGCCUCUGGCUCCGGUCUCAGCGAUGCUGAGAUCCAGAACAUGGUUGAGGAUGCUGAGAAGUAUGGUGCUCAGGACAAGGAGCGCAAGGCUGCGAUUGAAGCUGCCAACCGCGCCGACUCUGUCCUAAACGACACUGAGAAGGCUCUCAAGGAGUUCGAGGACCGCCUUGACAAGGCCGAGGCUGACCAGAUCCGCGAGAAGAUCACCACUCUCCGUGAAUUUGUUGCCAAGACCCAGUCUGGCGAAGAGACGGCCACUGCUGAGGACCUCAAGCAGAAGACUGACGAACUCCAGACUGCUAGCUUGACCCUGUUCGACAAGAUGCACAAGGCCCGUCAGGAGGAAUCCAACCAACAGCAAUCCUCCGAGUCUGGUGAGCAGGGUGAGAAGAAGCAGUAA
Talaromyces atroroseus is the source of this 2010-nucleotide messenger RNA. RefSeq names its product Heat shock protein. Gene Ontology annotation, cellular component: mitochondrion; cytoplasm. Bases 1 to 2010 code for a protein of 669 amino acids. Gene Ontology annotation, molecular function: heat shock protein binding; ATP-dependent protein folding chaperone; ATP hydrolysis activity. Gene Ontology annotation, biological process: protein refolding; cellular response to unfolded protein. Lineage: Eukaryota; Fungi; Ascomycota; Eurotiomycetes; Eurotiales; Trichocomaceae. The transcript has 4 exons. The record is from RefSeq and is a predicted model, not a curated record.